Aspergillus bombycis is the source of this 1329-nucleotide messenger RNA. Its product is annotated as putative transcription factor TFIIE complex alpha subunit. Gene Ontology annotation, cellular component: transcription factor TFIIE complex. The record is from RefSeq and is a predicted model, not a curated record. Bases 1 to 1329 code for a protein of 442 amino acids. Lineage: Eukaryota; Fungi; Ascomycota; Eurotiomycetes; Eurotiales; Aspergillaceae. Gene Ontology annotation, biological process: transcription initiation at RNA polymerase II promoter; transcription open complex formation at RNA polymerase II promoter. The transcript is spliced from 3 exons.
AUGGAUCUUGCGAAUACGCUCAUUCGGACUGUGGUCCGCGCCUUCUACGAGACCCGCCACAUUUUGGUGGUUGAUGCGCUUUUCAUCCAUUCGGUACUCCAUGCCGAAGACCUCGCCUUUCUCCUAGGCAUGCAACAGAAGGAUCUCCGGAAGCUAUGCGCCAAAUUGCGCGAGGAUCGCUUAAUAUCGGUUAAUACCCGAGCAGAAAUACGGGACGGCUCAACUCGCCCCGUUAACCGUGAAUACUAUUACAUUCCGCUACACCCGGUCAUCGACGCUAUUAAGUUCAAGGUCUCGAAGUUAACAUCAACCAUUAAGGCUCAGUAUACGCCGAGCGAAGAACGGAAGGAGUAUAUCUGUUUAAGAUGCGGGGCAGAAUGGACCGAACUUGAUGUGCUGAGCUUGUACUCUGAAGAAGGGUUCGAGUGCCAAAACUGCGGGGCUAUUCUUGAACGGACAGAAGAUGUCAAGGGGGCGGAAGGGAUUGACCGUACUGGCCACGAGAAGAAUAGCAAGCUCAUGGCUCAACUGGACACUAUGCUGAAGUUGCUUAAACAAAUCGAUUCUGUCGAAAUCCCGCCGAACGACUUCGAUACCGCUUGGGAUCACAAGAUCGAUGUCGUGCGAAACCAGGCUACUCACCCAACACGAGCUGCAGUUGUUGUGCCAUCUAAGAAACAGGAAGCUGUUCGCGGUAAUACUAAGACUGAUGCCGGGGCUCUUGAGAUUUCCCUCACAUCUAGCGAAGAAAAGAGCGCUGCCGAGCAAGCGGAAGAGGCCGCACGUAAGGCCGCUGUGGAGAAGCAGAAUGCGCUGCCAGUGUGGCAUACACAUUCGACCGUGUCUACAGGCGCUGGAAAUCUCAAUACGGUGAAGACGGAGACGGACGCCGACGUGAAGUCCGAGAUCAAGGAGGAAGAAGAUCGAAAGCCGGAUCUCGAUGCCCUCGACGACAAAGUCGCCGCCUACUAUGCCGAAAUGGAAAGGGAAAAGGCCCUUCAGGCCCAGGAAGAUUCCAGCAGUGCAGAAGAGGAUUCCGACGAUUUCGAUGAAGAGUUCGAGGACGUUGGUGGUGUUUCUGCGAGCGACACUGCGUCACCGGCUAUUGGCGGCACUGGCGCUGGCCCUACCAGUGCACCUACGAAUACAACGUCCAUGGGAAUAAAGCGCGAGUUCGACACAGACUCUGGAACCAGCGCUCCUCAGACAGCUUCAGCAACACCAUCUGCUACCGAUGAAGGCCCAGCAACGAAGAGGGUCAAAGUCGAACCGGAGGUCAAGAAAGAGGAGUCUGAUGAAGAUGACGACGAGGAAUUUGAAGAUGUUUGA